AUUCCUGGUCAACAACACGCUUAGGAUAUCUCCAUUUUCGGAACCUCUUGGAAUUUAUCAGGGGAAAUUGACCAAUCAAGUCUUGGAUACCAAACGUGUUUCAAAAUGGCGAUGUCGGGCGGGGGUUUCAGAGACGAAGAAGAAAUUGACGAAAACUAUGUGACACAGAUACAGGCAUUAAUACGAGGACAUUUGACGAGGAGAAAUCUGCAACUUGUGAAAGAGGAAUAUGAACAGAUUUUUUCUGAAAUUGAAGGAAAUCAGAACAUUUUUGUAUGCUGGCCUCUUGACACUUUGUGUUUGCCAAAAAUACAAAAAGAUCGUCCAGCAAAGAAAGUGUCACAUAAAACAUUUAUAUUGGACAAUCACACACCACCAGGAAAGGACAAAACAUGCUUACAUGAGAAAAUUGUGUCCUCAGUUCAAGAUGAUAAUUUGGACCUUUCUAGUCAAAAGGAAAAUAUAUUUCAAGAAAAAUGCACUGCAGAAACUCAAACCAGUUUCAUCGAAGAUCUUAAUCUGAAACUGUCUCUUGGUUCUAGUCUUCUUUCACAAAACACAAACACAAGUGAUGAAGAACGGAGGACGCCAGUCCAAGAUAAUAUGUACACCUCAAGCAGGGAGGAGAGUUUCACAGACCAGUCGGGUGCUGAUGGAGAUCCUCAUCUUGUCCAACAAACAGCUGAUGAUUCUGCCUUGAGACAAAUUCAUCCUUCAUUUCCCUACAAUGAUAAAACUGGUCUCCCUCACAAAUCGCCAGAUUCAUCAGAGGGUUUUGAACACUCUGGAAAACAUUCUGUAAGUCAUUCAAGCUCUGGAAGGUCAGAGGUCAAGAGUUCAAGGAUUAGUCCUGAAAUAACUGAGGUCAUUAGACCAGCAGUGAACAGUAAAAUGUUAGAAGUGGAUUAUGAUAGAUCUCGGGACAGUUCUCGAUCUAGAGAAAAUUCUUAUAGGUCAGAGGUAACAUCUGAUAGAUCAAAUGUCAGUUCUGAUAGAUCAAGGGUAAAAUCUGAUAGGUCAGAGGUCAAAUCUAAUAGAUCAAAUGUCAGUUCUGAUCGCUCAGGGGUAAAAUCUGAUAGGUCAGAGGUCAAAUCUAAUAGAACAAAUGUCAAUUCUGGUCGAUCAGGGGUCAAAUCUGAUAGGUCAGAGGCAAGAUCUGAUAGGUCAGAGGUCAAAUCUAAUAGAUCAAAUGUCAGUUUUGGUCGUUCAGAGUUAAAAUCUGAUAGGUCAGAUGCAAGAUCAAAUAAGUCAACAGUGAGUAGAAGGUCAGAGGUCAGCCCACAUAGUGACAGGAGAGAACGAGAUGACAGCAUGGAUGAAGAACUAAGUCCAGCGUCAAUGACACCAAGACGGUACAUGCGGGAAUCGUCGGUCCUAACCAAUGCCACCUCAGUAUGGGACAGCUUCUCCUCUGCGACAGAUUAUAUUCCGGGCAACAAUCCAGAGACCAUUACAGAUGAUCCAGACACUUUGAUGGAAAUGAGGAAAAGUGUUUCUAUGGAGUUGCUGUGGGUCCAGCAGGCCAUCAAUAGUCGCAAAAAUUAUUUGAAGAUAAAGGACCAAAUGAAGAUACCUGUUUCCACCACCUGAUGUCAUAGCUGAGAAUUUACACUUAUUGACAUUGGUGCUCUUACUAUUGUUAGGGUUAUUUAUAAUUAUCAGAUACAUAAGUAUAGGUUGGAUAUGUCAAAAACAAUUGUACAAAUUCAGAGUAUAAGUGGGCCCCUCAAAAUAAGUAGGUCUGAGUGGAGGGGUCACAAGUCUGAGCCCUAAUAUCUUUACAAGGCAGGGCACCACUUGUUAUACUUUGGGUAUGUUUUGAGAUUUGUACAUUAUUCUGAUGACAGCCCACCUAGAGGGCAAAAGAAACAUGUAAAAUGGAUGAAGGAUAGAUUGCCCAGACUCCAUUUCAUGUUUUCUGGUCAUCUCUAAUGAACAUUUCGAUCAGACUAGUGAAUUCCAUUUAGGAAUCCAUCAACAUGGAUAUGCUUAACUUCACUGACCAUACUACUAGCACACAUUGGAUAUCAUACUCCCUUGUAAUAGUGUCACCCCUAUAGUUAGUUUAUCCUUACGUGGUAUUCCAAUAGCAUUGUAAUAUUUCUUUUUGUUUCUUGUCUAUUGCAUAUUGAUUGUUUUAAAAAAUACAUAUUUUUUUAAGAUAACAGAUGUAAUUCUUUCUAAGUCUCCAAUGUCCAUAUACAUAAAAUGUAUCAUUAAAUUGGUAAGCUCACUGAUUAUAUAGAUAAUAUUGUACAAUAUCACACCUUCAUAAAGUCAACAUUUUGCUGUGUGAGUGUUACAUUUGACUGUUUUGUCCAGUUAUGACCAUAUACGUGUAUAUGAACCUGCAAGUAAGAAAAAAAUGAAUUCCAAAUUAAUACAGUACCAUUUUCAAAAUCUGCUUUAUUUUCUAAUUUCCAAAUAUAUAUAUAUUUCUAGAAAGUAUUCUUGUGUAUUUAGGUUGAUUAUUAUUAGGUUUGUGUAAUACCUGUUUCUGAAAGUAUGUUAAUUGUAAACCAGAUGCGAUAGAGAGAUUACUAUUAAUAGAAUAAACAAAAUUAUUACAGGUGAAAUUUCUUUAUUUCUUUCUUUCUUCUUCUUCUUUCUUUACAAGGAUCAGACUCAAAGGUUUGAGUGCACUUGAUCCUAUUUACGUAAAAUCCAUGUUGUUGAGUUUGUUCAACAUGAUAAAAGUUACAUUUUCAAUCUCAGAUUUAUUCAAACUUGUCUUGUGUAUUAAAAAGAUACACAAAAGUACUUUUUAAAAUGACCUACCGGUAUAUUUUGAAACAAAAUUGUCUCAGAUCAAAGAAUAUUGUAAAACAACAACUUAGAAAUCAGCGUUUUUGUACAUAUAUCAUAAAUUAUUACAAGUUUUACAUAUAUUUAUAGUGCUUUGAAAGUUAUUUUGUAAAAGACACAUUGUUAUUGUAGAAAUCCCAUGGGUUUUUUUAUGAAAAAUUGUAUAUACAUCUGUACUAUAUUAAUGAUUUAAAUAUGAAUUAAAUAUUAAAUGAUUACCAGUAUGUGUAUGAGAGUUCCUCACUCAUGUUAUAUGAUAGAUAUGGUGUUGACAUUGCAUAUGUAUGAAGACUUCUUAUUUUCAUAGAUUUUGUGACAAGAUCUUAUUGUUAGUAUAUGAAUGAAAAUGGUCUAUUUUAUCUAUACAUAAUUACACAUUGUUCAGUACUUGUGCUAAAACAGGGUCUAUUUUAUCUAUACAGAAUUACACAUUGUUCAGUACUUGUGCUAAAUCAGGGUCUAUUUUAUCUAUACAGAGUUACACAUUGUUCGUACUUGUGCUAAAUCAGGGUCUAUUUUAUCUAUACAGAGUUACACAUUGUUCAUACAUGUGCUAAAACAGGGUCUAUUUUAUCUAUACAGAGUUACACAUUGUUCGUACUUGUGCUAAAACAGUGAUAGAAAUUGUUAAUUCCAUCAAACUUGCCAACUUUUUGAAAUUUUCAUGGGGUAGGUUAUGCUUAGGUUACAGCACAGAAUUGAAAACAAAAACAAAAGAUGUGUAUAUACCCCAUGGGGAAAAUAUCACUUUUAAAUGGCAUCUUCUGAGCUAUUCUUUCAGAUGGAAUCAUAAGUUCUUAUAAAAUAGGAAGAUGCUCAAUUUAAGGGUCUCCUUCCAAAAUACGGAGAGUUGGCAAGUAUGAAACAUGCUUAUUUAAAUUUGAAAUGUUUGAUAGUCAUUUAGGUGCGUACUAUAUGCACUAGAAUAUAAGCAUUAAUGUUUAAGGAAAGUGAUACCCCACCACCCCCCCUUCCCCUCUUCCUGUGACUUUACAUUAGCAACAUUAAAUUAAAACCUGACCAUCACCCCAUCCCCUGAGUAGUUACUGUUAUCAUAAAUAUGAAAGGGACCCAGAAGCUAUAAUAGGAAAUAAUCAUGAGACAAACAAUAGUCAACACAUGUAAAAUCUCAUGCAAACAAUUGAAAUUGGUAAGUAUGGCAAUGGUUUGCAACAAAAAGUCUUUCAUGUUCAAUGAAAAUGAUAUCUGUAAAUAAAUAUAUUUACAUGUUUAUUCAAUAAAACAUAUGUACAGUAAAACAGUUAUGUUUGAGACAAAU
Mizuhopecten yessoensis (Yesso scallop) is the source of this 4084-nucleotide messenger RNA. RefSeq lists its product as uncharacterized. The record is from RefSeq and is a predicted model, not a curated record. NCBI's taxonomy places the organism in Eukaryota, Metazoa, Mollusca, Bivalvia, Pectinida, Pectinidae. Gene Ontology annotation, molecular function: protein binding. The transcript has 4 exons. Bases 106 to 1590 code for a protein of 494 amino acids.